Molecule: messenger RNA, 2213 nt
Organism: Vanessa tameamea
Lineage: Eukaryota; Metazoa; Arthropoda; Insecta; Lepidoptera; Nymphalidae
Product: protein O-mannosyl-transferase TMTC4-like
Exons: 11
Coding region: 61-2199 (712 amino acids)
Biological process (GO): endoplasmic reticulum unfolded protein response; protein O-linked glycosylation via mannose
Cellular component (GO): endoplasmic reticulum
Molecular function (GO): protein binding; mannosyltransferase activity
Source: RefSeq, a predicted model, not a curated record
CAGAUAAAACUUCGCUCUCCUGAAAAAGAGAAAAAUAUACUUAAUUUAUAAAUUCAAAAAAUGUUCGCAAAAUUACUUUGUCUUAGUUUUGCAUCGAUUAUAUCGUUCAUGUUCAGUUUAAAUGGGGAAUUCGUAUUUGACGAUUCAGAAGCUAUUGUUAAAAACAAAGAUAUUACCUCAGAAUCAUGGUUAGAUCCAUUCAAAAAUGAUUUCUGGGGUACAAGUAUUAAAAGCAAUUUAAGUCACAAGUCCUACCGGCCUUUAACUAUUUUAUCGUAUAGGCUGAAUUAUUUACUAAACAAAGAGUUGUCACCUUUACAGUUUAAAGCUACAAAUCUCUUUUGUCAUGUCGCAUGUUGUAUACUUAUAUGGAUGUCAUAUGACUGUAUUUGGAAGCGAGUAAAAAUGAGAAAUGUUGAAAAAAAUUGUUCUAUAGAUGUACCGUUUCUAGCAGCAAUUCUGUUUAGCGUACUCCCAGUACAUGUAGAGGCUGUAUGUGGUGCUGUUGGGCGGGCAGAUUUAUUAUCUGCCAUUACAUUCUUUGUAUCAUUCCUCAUUUAUGAUAAAGCAGUUCAGACGAAAAGUAUGUUAAAUAUUUAUUUAUUUAUCAGUAUUAUAUUAGCAGGAGUUUCAAUGCUCUUUAAGGAGAAUGGUAUUACUGUGCUGGGGAUAUCCUGUGUAUAUGAUUUAGUAAUUAACAUAAAAUUCAGAUCAAAAGGAAGAGUAAAAAGUCGAAAUAAAAUAAAUAAUUAUAUAAAUGUACAUGUGGAUAAUAAAUCUAUCUAUAGAAUAGCAUGCAUUAUAUUAUGUGCAAUGAUUCUAUUAUAUGCAAGAUGGAUUGUGAUGGGAGGUACUAAACCAGAAUUUAAACCAACUGAUAAUCCUACAGCUUUCAGUGAUGAUCUCUUUACUAAGGCAUCAACAUAUAAUUAUAUUUAUUUCCUUAAUAUUCUUUUAUUAAUAUGGCCGCAAUGGCUGUGCUAUGAUUGGUCGAUGGGAUGUGUACCAUUAAUAAGGAAUAUACUGGAUUAUAGGAUAAUAUUUGUAUUAUCUUUUUACCUCUAUGGCUUAUUCUUUAUUAUUUCAAUUGCUACGAAAAAAAGCAAUUAUUCAAUUAAAAGAAUUGAAUUAUUAGCUGUUUCAUUGAUGGUAAUUCCAUUUCUACCGGCUGCUAAUAUUGUAUAUCCAGUGGGUUUUGUUAUCGCUGAGAGAAUACUUUACAUACCCUCAGCCGGGUAUUGUUUGCUCAUCACUAUUGGAUUAUACAAAAUGAAAAAAAAAUACAAUUAUUAUUUUAAGCAAGUGGAAGUAUAUUUUACUUGUAUAAUAUGUAUAUUGGCAUUAAAAAGUUGGCGAAGAUCAUACGACUGGCAAAAUGAGUACCAACUUUAUACAAAUGCUUUAAACAUUUGUCCAUUAAAUGCCAAAGUACACUACAAUGUUGCAAAAGUUGCCGAUGCCAAAUAUCAUGCAGACUGGGCUUUAGCAGAAUAUAAAGAAGCUAUAAGAUUGUAUCCGGAAUACUAUCAAGCGAUGAACAAUUUAGCGAAUCUAUUGAAGAAUCAAAAGAAAUAUAAGGAAGCAGAACAUUAUCUAAGAAUAUCUCUGCAUUAUAAAAACGACUUUCCAGCGGCUUGGAUGAAUCUAGGAAUCGUAUUAGCCCAUACAGGUCGUUACAAUGAUUCCCAAAUCGCCUACAAAACUGCAUUACGUUAUAGAAAAUACUAUCCAGAUUGUUUUUACAAUUUAGGAAAUUUGUAUUUAGAAUUAAAUAAAACAAACCUUGCAUUAGAAAACUGGUUUCACGCGAUCAACUUAAAUCCUAAACAUGUAUCCGCUUGGACGAAUCUACUGGCUUUGUUGGAUAACACAGGACAAAUAGAUAAAGCUUUGCAAAUAAUACCUAAAGCGCUUGAAGAAUUACCAGAAACGCCGCUAAUACACUUCGCUAUUGCGAAUAUUUAUGGAAAAAUAGAUGAAUAUAAUAAGGCGGAGAAGUAUUUUCUGAAAGCCAUCAAUUUGUUUCAGAAUCGUGUUCAAGCUAUUCAUUACGCCAAUCUUGGAGUAUUGUAUCAUCGUUGGAAAAAAUAUGAUUUAGCAACGCAAAUGUAUCAAAUGGCUCUAAAAAUAGACUCCAAAUUUCCCAGUGCACUUAAGAAUCUUCGUAAUUUGGAAAGACUCAAAAAUAAAUCGAACUGAUACAUUCCUCAGAA